AUGAACGCAACUACACUUUCUCCGGAUUUACACCCGCUCUUGACCGAGUACGUGCUACGAUUGUUGAACAAAAAGCAGGUGACCACGGUGAACAGCUUCCUGAAUAUCGAAUCCUGUGAUCUCGCGAAAAUCGCCAACCUGCCGCCCGUUGCGAUCACCACCAUAAAAAACCACCUGGAACAGAGCUUCUGGGACUCGAUCUACAAAGGGGUCUCGUCCAACAGUCGUCGCCGGCCUGCAAUUGCAACGGGCAUCACCGCGUUGGAUGAACUCCUGAGAGGUGGCCUGCGACUGGGACAUAUCUACGAACUGUGCGGUGAAUCCUGUGCCGGCAAAACGCAGCUGUGUCUAACGCUGGCCGCGAAUGUGGCUUUCGCACACAGCAACCGACCGGUGUAUUUCUUCGACACAAGGAGUGCCUUUUCAGCUAUCCGAAUCCAGCAAAUUCUCGAGCGAAAGCACAAGGAUUUAAGCGAACAAAGAUUGGCCCAAACACUGGACAACAUUAAGGUAGAGCAUGUAUUCAAUCCCGAGCUGCUGGUACAAGCCGUUGAACAGCUGGUCAAAACCAAACGUGCGGAGGACGAUCCUGCUCCAGCUCUGCUUAUCAUAGAUUCGUUGCCUUCCCUCUGGUACUUGUAUCAUAAUGCGGAAAGUAUCGGUGUACCGUUCGGUUUACUGGAGAAGCUUAUCUGCGCUUUGCGCCAGUUCGGCACGCAGCAUUCGGUGGCGGUGCUGCUCGUCAAUAUCACGGUACAGGCCAGGGAUGGCGCAGCAAUGCAGAACGAACGGAGGAUAAACUCUUACGGGAGGUAUUCGGCAAUGGGACACUACUGGGAAAGUGCGACCGGUACGAGGUUGUGUCUGAUGGCGAAGGAGGAGGCCAACGAUAUCGGCGACCGUAUGGUGCAGGUUUGGAAAAGCUCACACCUUCGGACGGGCGCUGAGGCAGUCAUCCGGAUCACCGAUGAAGGAGUUGUAUGAACUGAUAUCGAGACAAGUGUUUGUAU
This is a messenger RNA of Anopheles darlingi, 1010 nucleotides long. Its product is annotated as DNA repair protein RAD51 homolog 4-like. Gene Ontology annotation, molecular function: four-way junction DNA binding; single-stranded DNA binding; ATP binding. Lineage: Eukaryota; Metazoa; Arthropoda; Insecta; Diptera; Culicidae. The coding region runs from base 1 to 984 and encodes 327 amino acids. Gene Ontology annotation, biological process: telomere maintenance; reciprocal meiotic recombination; DNA strand invasion. The record is from RefSeq and is a predicted model, not a curated record. The transcript has a single exon. Gene Ontology annotation, cellular component: centrosome; Rad51B-Rad51C-Rad51D-XRCC2 complex; replication fork.